AUGGCCACCGUUAUCAGAGUCCCCUGCUCGUCGGCGAACAUUGGCCCCGGAUUCGACGUCAUUGGCCUGGCGCUCAACCUCUACCUGGAAGUGCAGCUCACGGUCACGACGCAGGAAUCCUCGACGCACUCGCUCAAUUGCCGCAUAACCUACGAAGGCGUAAAUGCGGCAUCCGUCCCCCUCGUCGCCGAAGACAACCUCAUCACCAGAACCGCCGUCUACGUCCUUCGCUGCCAUGGCAUUCGCGCCUUCCCCGCUGAGACCCAUGUCCACGUCAAGAACCCCAUACCGCUGGGCAGAGGGCUGGGAUCGUCGGCUGCAGCAAUCGUAGCUGGCGUGAAUUUGGCGAAUGAAGUAGGAAGUCUGCAGCUGUCCAAGGCGAGAAUGCUGGAUUACUGUCUGAUGGAGGAGCGACACCCGGAUAAUGUGGCGGCGGCCUUGUACGGCGGCUUCGUGGGCACGUACUUGAACGAGCUUUCUGCCGAGGACACCGAGCGCCUUGAGAUCCCGCUCAGCGAGGUGCUACCAGAACCUGCCGGAGGCAUUGACACUGGCCUCCGCCCUCCGGAGCCUCCACGGGACAUCGGUCACUAUACCAAGUUCAAGUGGUCACCUCAGAUCAAGUGCAUUUGCGUCAUACCUCAAUUUGAGGUGUCUACCGCAAAAGCUAGGGAGGUGCUGCCUCAAAGUUACUCACGGAAGGAUGCCAUAUUCAACAUGCAGCGUUUGGCAGUUCUGACAACUGCUCUUGGACAGUCACCGCCGGAUCCUGGCAUGAUUUAUACUGCCAUGCAAGAUAAGCUCCACCAGCCAUACCGUCGAGGACUGAUUCCAGGGCUCACCGAGAUCCUGCAGUCUGUCACUCCUCAGUCGCAUCCAGGCCUCCUAGGAAUCUGCUUAUCUGGCGCUGGCCCUACUAUUUUAGCACUCGCCACUAACAAUUUCGACUCGAUAGCCAAUCACCUCUUGCAGCAAUUUCACAAGGAAGGGAUUACAUGCGACUGGAAGCUGUUGGAGCUUGCCGAGGAAGGGACAACAGUUGUCUGGCCAGCUACGUCCUCUCUGCAGCUGGAAGAGUCGCUGACGUACGCCUCCGCUGGUGUCAGUAUCGACGCUGGGAACGUCCUCGUGAAGGGCAUCAAGGCAUUGACAGCAAGCACACGGCGUCCUGGAGCUGACGGCCAGAUUGGUGGAUUUGGCGGUAUGCUCGACUUGGCAGCGGCGGGCUAUACAGAGCCACCGAUAUUAGUAGGGGCGAUUGACGGCAUUGGGACGAAAGUCAAGAUUGCGUUCGAGAUGGGCAAGCACGACACUGUUGGCAUCGACUUAGUCGCCAUGAACGUUAACGACCUCGUAGUACAGGGCGCCGAGCCGCUGAUGUUCCUCGAUUACUACGCCUGCAGCAAGCUCAAUGUCGAAAACACCGUCAAGUUCGUUGAAGGGGUAGCGAAUGGCUGCCGACAGUCUGGUGCCGCGCUCGUAGGUGGCGAGACAGCUGAGAUGCCAGGUCUUUACAAGGAGGGCGAGUAUGAUGCGGGAGGCGCUGCCAUCGGCGCCAUCGAGAAGGGUGCGACUAUACUGCCCGACACUGCAGCCAUGCAAGAGGGAGACGUACUUCUGGGCCUUGCUUCGAGCGGGGUUCACUCCAAUGGUUUCUCCCUUGUCCGCAAGAUCAUUGAGAAGAGGGGCCUUUCGUUCCAUGACGCCGCGCCUUGGAGUGCCAGCGAGACGAUUGGCGCCAGUCUGCUCACACCGACGCGUAUCUACGUCAAGCCGCUGCUUGCUGCAGUACGCAAAGGGCUUCUCAAGGGCAUGGCUCAUAUUACGGGUGGGGGCCUUCUGGAAAAUAUCCCUCGUAUGUUGCCGGAGACCCUUGCUGCCGAGCUUGAUGCGUCGACAUGGCCCGUCCCGCCGGUCUUCGAGUGGCUAAAGCAAGCCGGUCGGCUCGAGGAUUCGGAGUUCUGCCGAACAUUCAAUACCGGUCUCGGCAUGGUCUUGGUUGUGAGCGAAGAGAAGGUGCGGAUGGCCACCGAAAUACUCCAGGAACACGGCGAGAAGGUUUACAGAGUCGGAUCGCUUGUUAGGAAGACGGCCAGGGACUGCACGGUGCGCAACAUGGACGUCUGGAGGUGA
Messenger RNA from Trematosphaeria pertusa, 2133 nucleotides. RefSeq names its product phosphoribosylformylglycinamidine cyclo-ligase-like protein. The transcript has 2 exons. Lineage: Eukaryota; Fungi; Ascomycota; Dothideomycetes; Pleosporales; Trematosphaeriaceae. Gene Ontology annotation, cellular component: cytosol. Gene Ontology annotation, molecular function: phosphoribosylamine-glycine ligase activity; ATP binding; homoserine kinase activity. The record is from RefSeq and is a predicted model, not a curated record. The coding region runs from base 1 to 2133 and encodes 710 amino acids. Gene Ontology annotation, biological process: adenine biosynthetic process; L-threonine metabolic process; 'de novo' IMP biosynthetic process.